Populus trichocarpa (black cottonwood) is the source of this 1546-nucleotide messenger RNA. Its product is annotated as B3 domain-containing protein REM16. Lineage: Eukaryota; Viridiplantae; Streptophyta; Magnoliopsida; Malpighiales; Salicaceae. The transcript has 4 exons. Gene Ontology annotation, molecular function: DNA binding. The coding region runs from base 284 to 1366 and encodes 360 amino acids. The record is from RefSeq and is a predicted model, not a curated record.
AUUUUGUCCCCUUCGCUGUCCAUCUUUCUCACACUUUCUCCCUCCUAUCUUUUAUUGAAAAGUAAUUUAUCUUUUUACCCAAAAUUAUCGAAAGCAUUUAUCACGAAAGACAGUAGUAGUGGUGGUUGUUGUGUAACCGUAAAAAGUCCCAUAAUGUUGUUUGUUUGCAGUAAAAGAAAGUAAUUAUGAAUAAAUUUACAGCCUCUCUUAAUUUUGAAGAUUUGUUUGGCUCAUUCUAGUCACUUUCUGAUAUCCAGAACAGCGGUAAGUUCAGCAAGUGGGAAUGGGAGAAGAAACAUGUGAAGAUUGCAGAAGCUGGGAAGAGGAACUGUAUUGGACCCAUUUCCAGUGCACCCAUUUUUCGCAGAUUCUCGAUGCUGGUUUUGGUCAUCAUCUUCCGAUCCCUGAAAAAUUUUCUAAUCAUUUGAAAAAGAAAUUGCCCGAAAAUGUAAUUCUUAAAGGUCCUAGUGGCGGUACUUGGCAAGUUGAACUGACCACAGAUGAUGACACCAUGUUCUUCAAAAAUGGCUGGGAAGAAUUUGUAAAGGACCAUUUUCUGGAAAAAGAUUUGUUGAUCUUCAAGUACAACCGGGAGUCAUGUUUUGAAGUUCUAAUUUUUGAUGGACAAAGCUUGUGUGAGAAGGCAGCUUCAUAUUUUGUCAGAAAAUGUGGGCACCGAGAACGUGACAGUUUUGUCCAUGCAAAGAGGAAAACUGUAGAAGAUUCUGCUGAAGUUACUAUUGCCUGCCCCCAGGAUAGUCUUGGAGGCACUGCAGAGAAAUCUGCAAAUGAUUAUAUUUACAAAACACCUGUAGAAAACACUGUUAUCUCAGAAGCUAUUAAUAAAAAGACUCGGAGGGAAAUCAAGUUUAGUAAGCCGACCCAAACUAGGCAGAGUGUGAGAUAUGAAGAACCUUCUUCUACUGAUGAGGAAACAGAAACUAAACCUGAUGUUGAGCAUAUACCUAUCAACGCGCCAUAUGUAUCAAGUAGAAGGAUGGUAACAGAGGAAGACAAACUCAAUGCAUUGCGGUUAGCACAAACAGCACAAUCCAACGAGGGCUUCGUAGUGGUUAUGAAACCAACACAUGUAUACAGGAAAUUUUACAUGGUAAUCCCUUCAGGAUGGGCGAAUAGAUAUUUCAGAACUCUGGAAAAGAAAGACGUGAUUCUUCGCAUGAAAGAAAAUACGCGGAACACCAAAUUUUUAUAUUGUAAAUCUAAGAACAGCGGAGGGCUUUCUUCUGGGUGGAGGAAUUUUGCUUUGGAUAACAAAUUACAGGAGUUUGAUGUGUGCCUUUUUGAACCUAGCAGCGCAGUGAACAAUUCUAUUGUCUUCGAUGUUAGUAUCUUUCGUGUUCUCUAGCGACCUUGAAGGUCAUUUGUGAAUCAUCAAGGGAUGAAGCUAGGCACACUGGUCAUCUACCCAAAUCUUUUUAUGAUUUGAGUUGUUGACUAAUGUAGAGAUUUAGCUAAACUUCCGAGUGUUGUAAGCUAUAACAAUUGCUGACUUGUCUCCGAGUUGGCGUAAGGCUAUUACAACUCA